Molecule: messenger RNA, 2968 nt
Organism: Drosophila obscura
Lineage: Eukaryota; Metazoa; Arthropoda; Insecta; Diptera; Drosophilidae
Exons: 5
Coding region: 428-1891 (487 amino acids)
Source: RefSeq, a predicted model, not a curated record
GCAGUGCGAACGCGGCAAGCGGCAUAAGUUCCCAGUGUCUCCGUGUGUCUCGGUGUCACCGCCAACGUUCGUUCUCCGAUCCGGUAUUUUGUUCUUCCUAAAUCGCAAAACAUAUCCCUAAUAUAUCCAUCCAUCAGAUGAUAUAUAUAGAGAGAGUUAUCGGGCAAGCGACAGAUAAACAAUUUUUGAGUGCUUAUACAAUAAAUAAACAAAAAGAAAACGCUAAAGCAAAUUCUAGUUGCAACAAUUUGAAUAUGUGCCACAUUAAUAAAUAACUUGAAAUUACAAUAAAUCACAAAAAAAAAACACACACACAAGCUUACACUUUCUUGGGAUUAAAAACAAACCAGAGAAAUCAGAUAUAACUUCACUCAGGAUAAAAGAAGAGAGUACCGGUCCAAGGAUAUAUCCCACAUACACCAGCAAAAUGGUCAACAAACAGUAUACGGCCAACGAUCUGGAGGCUUUUAUGAAGAUAGCCGCCAACUGGCAGAAUUCCAAUCACAGUUUGCUGGAGGGCGUCGACUUGAAGACGGAGAUGACACAAUACAUGAACAAUCCAUCGAUGAACAUGUACAAGAAGCGGGAACGCACCCAGAACUGGAAUCACCAGGAGAAGAAAUAUCUGCUGGAUCUGUGCCGGAAGGAUAUGCGCAUUAUUGAGAACAAGCGAUUGGAUGCCGGUCUCACGGCCGUCAAGAACAAGGCCUGGAAGAUCAUACACCAGAAGUUCUCCAAUCAAUUUGGCACCGAUCGCACCUGCAAUCGCCUCAAGGAGCAGUGGCGCCGCAUGAAGGCCUGCACACGGAAUGAGAUACUCGACUAUAACAAUCGUCUGGCCAGGUUCGGACCAGAGGUGGCCGAUCGCAAGAAGCCGUCGCCGUUCACCUUCGAGGUGUGGGAUUUUAUGCAGGAGGCGAAGAAGGCCUGCAAGUCGGAGGCCUUGGAUGGCAUUGACUAUUCAAAGAUUCCAUUGGCACUGGAGGAGGGUUUCGAGUACCGCGAGGACUACAAAUUCAAUGGGGAUGAGCACGAAAUGGAUGACAGCCGUACCCCACCCCAGGAGAUGUGCGAUGUGGACAUCAAGGAGGAGGAGCACAACGAGACCUUUGAUGAGAAAUACAACAGUCACCAUCUGAACCAGAGCGACAUCCUAGGCGGGGGCGAGCGUCUGAGUGUGUCACCCAAUCACAGUCGCAACGGAAUCCUCGAUGCCGAGAGUCCUGCCACAGUCUCGACAGCCGUUGCCCUCGAUGCGAGUGCCGGCGGGGGCGGCUUUAUGACGGCCGGACCCGACAUGUCCGGCUUCCAGGCCAACUUCAACAUGAACAACAUAUCCGCCACGCUGGAGGCUCUCAAUGCCUUGAGGUCUGGCCAGUUCCCCAGUGCGGCAGCUGCUGCCGCCGCCGCCAUCCAGCAGCACCAGGCUCAGGCACAGGCACAAGCUCAGGUGGUCGCCCUGCAGCACCAGCACAAGAGCACCAACAAUAACAACAACAACAAUAAUGAGGACGAUGAUGAUCUGCUGAAGCCCUCGCCCAAGCGUCGGCGCACCAACAGUGGCAGCGUGUUGGGCAUCGAGGAUCAGCCGCAGUCUCUGACCACAUCUAUGCCGCCAUCGACGGACUGCCAGGCCCUUGAGCGAUCGAGCAGCAGCAGCAACGGACUUGGCAUUGGCGUUGGCGUUGGCGUCGCGCCGGCCAGCCCCAGCAGCAGCAACUUCGAGCUGCGCCUGUUCAUGGAGAUGCAGAGCAAGGAGCACAUGAUGCGCAUGAAGAUACUCGAGGUGCAGCUGCAGUCGGCCAAGCACAGCCGUGACCUGAUCGAGAUCAACAAGACCCUGGCGCUGCAGAAGCUGCAGGAGCUGGCCAGCAAGCGGCUGCCCAGUUAGGACACAGUGCGUCAGCCGAGCAGCGUUUCAUGUUAUGUUAGUUGUAGCCUUAACACACGACUCCAUGGCUCCGUUCGUAGCAGGCAGAGGGCGUAGCUGGAGAUCGGCUAGAGUUAGCGAUAGAGUUUUACACCUAAGUUUAGAAGCAGGAUUCAUAUCUAUCCACAACACAGACACACACGCACACCAACACACACACACACAGUCACAAACAGAGACACCGAGUUGCAUGCUCCACAACAUUCCUGGCAUUGUUGAUCAGUAUUUGAGAAGCUAGAAGCGAAAAUCCGAACACAGAACCCAACCAAGCCACAGAUGGAUAGGGAGAGGGAGGAGGAUCAGGAGGCGCUCGAAAGUAUGCCAUAUUUCUCUUGCUCGCCCAUAAAGCCUACCUCACACACCACACAUCCAAAAACACACAAAUACGCAGACACGCACACACACACACACUCUUCUGGCCUCACCAGCACUUGACCAAGUCAAGUCAAGUUUUAGCUUGUAGUUUUAGUUCGUACGGGAAUAUCAUUCUCCAAGUUGCUCAACUACCACAAAUGUAUUGUACUUACGUUCUUGACAUCAGUUUUACGUUCUGCUACCACCACUAACGAUCUGCUUAUAUAUAUAUCACCAUAUAUAUAUGUGUGUAUAUCCGUAGGCGAUUCUUUUUGUAUACCUAAGUUAAUCCGAUAUGUGGGAGGAGCACUAGUAUGUGCAGCCCCACAAAUAGCAGUCGUCUUUUGAUUUUGAUUUGAACUUGUAUUUAUUUUAUCUUUGUAUAGACUUUAUGUUGAUAUGUGUAUACCCAGCCGUAUGCCCUGAUGUUUAUUUGAAUGCCAUAUUAAAUGAAAGUUCAUUUCAAUAUUUUAUUUUCCAUUUGCGCUGCAAAACAAAUUGUUACCAUAUAUGAUAAAAACAAAAAAACAACCACCCCUAUAUACAUAUAUCGUAUGUUUUUAAGAAAGCUCCCCAAUAUCAGGCAGGUUUUUGUAGGAAGGAAGGAAUCCCUCGAACCUGAAAGGCUUCUAUGUAAAUGAAGAAUACAAAUUAUUUUAAAUAAAAAAGAGGAAAGAACAAAAA